This is a messenger RNA of Ixodes scapularis (black-legged tick), 2043 nucleotides long. Its product is annotated as H/ACA ribonucleoprotein complex non-core subunit NAF1. The transcript has a single exon. The record is from RefSeq and is a predicted model, not a curated record. Gene Ontology annotation, biological process: box H/ACA snoRNP assembly; ribosome biogenesis; pseudouridine synthesis. Gene Ontology annotation, cellular component: sno(s)RNA-containing ribonucleoprotein complex. Gene Ontology annotation, molecular function: RNA binding. NCBI's taxonomy places the organism in Eukaryota, Metazoa, Arthropoda, Arachnida, Ixodida, Ixodidae. Bases 183 to 1745 code for a protein of 520 amino acids.
AGUUUCAAGCCAAGCCCAAACUCAUUGCGGCCAUGUUGGCUCUAUGACGCUUGCACGGCUUGCGUCGUGCACGUGGUUGGGGACGUCGAAUUUCAAGAACCUCGUGAGAGGCGAGACUCUUGAGAUGGCCCCUGUCGCCUAGUCGGAUGGUCAACGUCUGGAAGCCGUGCCGACGGUAAGCGAUGGACGGCCAUACGACACAGAACAGCGUGGAGCACGUCGCUGCUGCUACUGACAGCCCGCAGCAAGAGACCGCGCCACGCUUACAGCAAGAUAAUGGUGUCGACGUUGUCGUGGGCGCCGUCGAUGACAAAGUCGCGGACGCCGUCGACGACGGAGUCGCAGAUGCCGUUGACGACGUGGUCGCGGACACCGUCGACAACAGAGUCGCGGACGCCCUCGACGACGGAGUCGCAUAUGCCGUCGACGACGCGGUAGCGGACGCCGUCGACAACAGAGUCGCGGAUGCCCUCAACGACGGAGUCGCAGAUGCCGUCGACGACGCGGUCGCGGACACCGUCGACGAAAUCGCGGACGCCGUCGACGGAAUCGCGGAUGCCGUCGACGUGGUUAACUUCCUGGUGGACCAAGUGGUGAAUGGUGACGGCCAGUGGGGACCCGAAGGCGGCAGGGCCCAGCAGGCCGUGGUGUCGUCGUGCAGGCCCCGGUCGCUCUCCAGGGUGAGCCUCGUGCCGUACCGCAACCACAGCGACUCUUCGAGCUCGUCGAGCUCGUCCGAAGACGAAGCGGCCGGCAAUGCAGAUUCCAGCGACGAUUCGGACGACGCGGUGAGUGAGCCUCGGCCCUCGGCGAAGCGCAAGGGACCCCCCGGGAGGCUGCAGGGACGCCCGAGAACUGUCGGCCUGAAGACGCCGGGUGAGCUGGACAUCGACGAGUUGCCGCCUAUCGAAGAGCUCCACAUCACGGUACCGCAGGCUGAGCUCCGUCAGGCCGGCAUCGUGCACAGUGUCGUGGACAGGCUCCUGGUGAUCGAGAGCUGCGCGGGGCAGCCUGUGCUCGACCUCGACUCUGUGCUAUUCGUGUCCGGCGGCGCGCCGCUCGGCCAGAUCUUCGACGUCUUCGGGCCCGUAUCGCGGCCCUUCUACGUGGUGCGCUUCAACAGCGCGGAGGAGCUCGCCGGCCAAGGCCUGGCCCCAGGCACGGCCGUCUUCUACGCGCCGCUGCACGCCGACGUCACCCUGUACGUGCUCGAGUCCGAAGUGCGCAAGCUCCGCGGCUCGGACGCCUCGUGGGAGAACAACAACGAGCCGCCGCCGGAGUGCGUCGACUUCUCAGACGACGAGCAGGAGCGCCAAGUGCGGCGCAACCGCAAGCUCCGAGGCGACGGCCAGCUCGACCAGGGCGGCAGGCGGCCCCGAGAGCCCACCAAGCAGGCUGGCACCGACGGCAGGAGCCCGCAGCCGUGCCUGCCGGCCCGUGUGGCGAGGACCCAGCACCGCUUCCCGGCCGCCUGGCCCCCGUUCCCGCCGCCCCGCUGGCCCCCCGCGAGGCCUGCCUGGAGCAUGCCCCCGCCGCCGUACCCGAACAUCUGGGGGCCUCCUCCUCCCCCGGGGGCCUGGCCGGGGCCCUGGAAUAGCCCCCACGUCCCCCCGCCAGACCUGAGUAGUCCCCCGCCGCGCUUCCACGCCCCCCCGGAGGCGAUGGCCGUGCAGCGAACUCAGAUGUACGACCCUGUGCCAGACCUGCACCGCAUCCUGACGACGCCGCCACCGCCCCUGCUCUAAAGGUCUCGAAACCUACGCAAUAUGUUCCUGGCCCUGGCGAGAGUGUUUUCGGAUUGCGGCUUACGGAAGUGUCGCGUUCGUCGAUGCCAUGCAAGCAAGUUGCGAGCUCUCAUUUUCUGCUAGGACACUCAACGUGCUGUGGCUUCCGGAUCGACAGUCGAUGGAACAUGGGCAUUCAAUGGCUAAAGUGCCUGCAUGCACCACCACGAUCGGUAUGACUCGAAAUGUCACUUCAUGUGCCAGUACUAUUGGUGCGCUCCGUCGGAUGCUCGGUGAAGAUUAAACGUGCACCGCCAUC